AAGUAAAACAUAACAGCAGUACUUGUCAAGCCCACCGAGUUUAUGAUUCGCGAUUUCAUAUCCAAACGAAUUGGUAUGGGUAACCUUAACAAGAACUUUUGAACACCUGCAAGAUAUCGCGAAAAAAAUUUUGCAUAACAUAAUGCACAACCCAGUUUUAAUAUCAACACGAACUGUCAGUGUUCCGCGUUGCCAUCUUUUGUAUCGCACAUGCGCGUAAAGCCAGUCCUUCUGUCAAAACGAAACAUGGCGUCUCAUAUGUAUUUUAGAUGUCAGAUUGUGUUAAAAAAGUGAGUUUAAAGCGCGAUUGACCGCGAUGGAUCACAAGAAGAGUCCGAUUCGACGAGCAAAACGUCAGGCAAAGGUGUUAGAAGACAAUUUCUGGGACUGCAGCGUAUGUACAUUCAGGAACACGGCGGAAGCUUUCAAAUGUCUUAUGUGUGACGUUCGCAAGGGCACUUCGACGCGCAAACCCCGCAUCAACCCGCAGCUGGUGGCCCAGCAGGUGGCCACGCAGUUCUUGCCUGCGACGAGCCAGCAGAAGCGAGAGAAAAAAGACAAAAAGUCGCUGAAGAAACGCCGUCAUCCGCCCAGGCUGAAGAACGUCGACCGCAGCACGGCGCAGACCCGCGAAGUCACCGUUAACAGCGUCACAGUCAUCAUCACCGAGUACAAGCCGAAGAGCAAGUCCACGGAGACGAUCUCCAGCUCCAGUUCGUCCGAUCACGGCUCCCAGUCAGAGUCCAGCAUGGACGCGCGGUGAAGAAGUGCGCGGGAGAGUAGGAGCGCGGAGGCGGAAGGGUUGCGGCGGCGGCGGCGGCGGCGGACGUCGUGCACGCAGUCCGCACCAUGUCAGUGACUCGUCGGACAAUGACUUUUGACGUCACGCAUAUUGUGUUUGUUUAUGGAUUUCGUUCCCGCGAGGCUGGAGCGUCUUCGAACUCGUCGAGGAUGGUGUAGACUAUUUGAUUCCUAGCUGUCACUGCCCUUACCAACAGUUGUUCAUUGUAGGCGACUUAUUUUUUUGUUCUAAUUGAUGUUUGAAGAAAUUCAAAGACUGUGAAGGACUAACAUAGACUUUAUAUAUACCCGCAUUAAAUGCAUUUAUUUUAUGUAAUAUUAUUUCAAAUAGGUAAUUUGUAUUAUAAAUUGUUGCUCAUUGUUAAUGUAUUUAUGGGUGAAGCUCUGUAUGUUGAUGGAAAUGGUGUGUGAUUAACUGGAUGAAUAAAUCUCAGUUUUCUAUUUUAA
Molecule: messenger RNA, 1248 nt
Organism: Zophobas morio
Lineage: Eukaryota; Metazoa; Arthropoda; Insecta; Coleoptera; Tenebrionidae
Gene: RYBP
Product: YY1-associated factor 2
Exons: 1
Coding region: 317-763 (148 amino acids)
Biological process (GO): positive regulation of DNA-templated transcription
Cellular component (GO): nucleus
Molecular function (GO): transcription coregulator activity; DNA binding
Source: RefSeq, a predicted model, not a curated record